AUGACCUCGUCAAUGCUGCACUACUUUGGCUUUGGCGCCAACACGAAACCAGAAGAUGGCCCUGUGGUCGACAAGCAGGAGCCCGUUCGUGCCUUGCCGGCUUCCUGGUACAGCUCCGACGACUUCUACAGCCUCGAACGAAGGGCCAUUUUCUCACGCCGCUGGCUCAUGAUGACCCACAACUCUCGCUUCAAGGGGCCAGGAGACUGGCUUCGCUACAAUGUUGCCGGCUAUGAUUUGAUCAUCAUCCGUGAUCGCGUGGGAGACAUCAAUGCCUUUCACAAUGUCUGUCGACACAGGGCAUACCCAGUGAUUGAAAAGGAAGGACAAGGAACGGCCAUGAUACUGGCAUGCAGGUACCACGGAUGGUCGUACGGAUUGAACGGCAAGCUGGCCAAGGCUACUGGAUUCAAGGACAUGGACAAGAGCGAAAAGGAACAAAACGGGCUCUUCCGAAUCCAUACCAAGAUUGACAGAAAUGGAUUCAUCUGGAUCAACAUGGAUGCCAAGGAAGAGCCCGAGGUCAGCUGGGACGAGCACUUCAAGAACGUUGACGUGCAAGAGAGAUACAAGCAGAUGAAUUUCGACGACUAUGAGCUCGACCACACGUACGAACUCGAUGGAGAGUACAACUGGAAGGCGCUGUCAGACAACUUCAAUGAGUGUUAUCAUUGCCCGACCACACAUUCCGACAUACCUACCUUUCUCAACCUUGACUCCUUUGACAGCGAUCUCAAGGACGGUCAUGUUCAGCACCACUGCGAGUACACCCCAGAACAAUUGGACAAGGGACUGAACGCGUUGAGUACCUACUACUUUCCCAAUGUCUCCAUGACCAUCUCGCCACACUUUAUGAUGAUACAAAAGUUCCUGCCCUCGGGAUCCAAAAAGUCAGCAAUGCACUAUGAAGUGUUCCGCAACAAGAACUCAUCCACCGAAGACUUUGAAUUGAUCAGCAAAAUGUAUGCACGAGUGAUGGCCGAGGACAAGGUGCUCUGCAACAAUGCGCAAAAGAACAUCAAUACCGGCGUAUAUGUCACGGGCCAGCUGCACCCCAAACACGAAAAGGCGCCCAUUUUCAUCCAGGGGCUCAUUCGCGAGGCCGUCACGGAACAUUACAAACGCGAAAAGGAGCAUGGUCGGGAAAUAUGGCCUGCGCGGCAGCAAUUGCCAGAUAGCGCGACGGUCAGCAUGGAAGAUGUCGAGAUUUGUGAGGGUCUCGCGUGCGCACCGCAGAAUAAGGAAGUUCUGGCGUGGUGA
Messenger RNA from Pestalotiopsis fici W106-1, 1260 nucleotides. RefSeq lists its product as uncharacterized. NCBI's taxonomy places the organism in Eukaryota, Fungi, Ascomycota, Sordariomycetes, Amphisphaeriales, Sporocadaceae. The record is from RefSeq and is a predicted model, not a curated record. The coding region runs from base 1 to 1260 and encodes 419 amino acids. The transcript is spliced from 3 exons. Gene Ontology annotation, molecular function: iron ion binding; 2 iron, 2 sulfur cluster binding.